Apaloderma vittatum (bar-tailed trogon) is the source of this 995-nucleotide messenger RNA. RefSeq names its product protein kinase, AMP-activated, beta 1 non-catalytic subunit (gene PRKAB1). The record is from RefSeq and is a predicted model, not a curated record. The transcript is spliced from 7 exons. Gene Ontology annotation, biological process: signal transduction. NCBI's taxonomy places the organism in Eukaryota, Metazoa, Chordata, Aves, Trogoniformes, Trogonidae. The coding region runs from base 7 to 828 and encodes 273 amino acids. Gene Ontology annotation, molecular function: protein kinase binding. Gene Ontology annotation, cellular component: cytoplasm; nucleotide-activated protein kinase complex; nucleus.
UUAAAAAUGGGGAAUACAAGUAGUGAGCGAGCUGGACUGGAGCGUCAUGGGCAUAAAGCAUCCCGAGGUGACAGCUCAGGAGGAGCCAUCAGCACGAAAGAGGGUGAUAGACCAAAAAUCUUAAUGGACAGUCCUGAAGAUGCAGACUUGUUCCAUCCAGAGGAAAUGAAGGCUCCCUUGGAGAAAGAAGAAUUCCUAGCCUGGCAACAAGAUCUGGAAGUGAAUGACAAAACCCCCACUCAAGCUCGACCAACAGUCUUUCGCUGGACUGGAGGAGGGAAAGAAGUUUAUUUAUCUGGGUCCUUCAAUAACUGGAGUAAAAUUCCCCUGACAAGGAGUCACAAUAACUUUGUGGCAAUCUUGGACCUGCCAGAAGGAGAGCACCAAUACAAGUUCUUUGUGGAUGGGCAGUGGACACACGAUCCUUCAGAGCCAGUUGUAACCAGCCAGUUAGGGACUGUCAACAACAUCAUACAGGUGAAGAAAACAGACUUUGAAGUAUUCGAUGCUUUGAUGGUGGACUCCCAGAAAUGUUCAGACAUGUCUGAGUUGUCAAGUUCACCACCUGGACCGUACCACCAGGAGCCCUACGUUUGUAAGGCAGAGGAGCGCUUUAAAUCGCCACCUAUUCUUCCUCCCCACCUGUUGCAGGUUAUCCUGAAUAAGGACACAGGCAUUUCUUGCGAUCCUGCUCUACUCCCUGAACCCAACCACGUCAUGUUGAACCACCUCUACGCACUUUCUAUCAAGGAUGGAGUGAUGGUGCUUAGUGCUACACAUCGUUACAAGAAGAAGUACGUGACUACUUUGCUGUACAAGCCAAUAUGAACAUCAUAGUAAUUCGUGACCAAUUGUUCUGGGCCAGUGCAGUCUCAGAAAAAAAAAUAUUCUUCUCUUAACCAAAUGUUUUCUUGCUCUGUGCUGUAGCAAAUGAACUCUGAUUUCAAUUUGUUUCUGAGACUUCCAAGUUCUCCUGUAUUUGCCUUAUUUUCCUG